Molecule: messenger RNA, 678 nt
Organism: Dermacentor andersoni
Lineage: Eukaryota; Metazoa; Arthropoda; Arachnida; Ixodida; Ixodidae
Source: RefSeq, a predicted model, not a curated record
UGCCAGCGCAGGGAGUGCAUUUGUGUUGCCACUUGUGACCGUUGCCUUGAAUUUCGACACCCGCGUCUUCAAAACAAGAGACAUGGCAUCCGCAGCAGCCACUGAUAGGUCCGUCGUGGCCCCGCCGCCACGACCAUCGCCGCAUCCACCACCGAACUCGGCCGCGGUACCCACAGGGGCGCCGCCCGUGGUCCCGGCGUACGUGCCCCCAGCGGAGGACUACGAGGACGACGAGGACGAGGUCGAGGAGGUCAUGAAGCCCAACAGGGCCUCGGCUAAGGGCACCACCGGAUUCAGCCUGGGCAUUAUCCUCUUCGUGGCACUGGUCGUGACCCUACUGUCCGCGGCGGUAAGCUUCUACGUUUUCGGCCAGGGCAAGAAAUCGGUGGCGCAGACUGCCCCCUUGCGCGACUCCACCUUGCGCGACUCCAACUAUUUGACACCGGCGCCGCCCCCAGCGGUGCACUACACGAACGCGACGCAGCAGACGGCUGGGCCCGACGCGCGCACCCUGGACGUCGACGCGGAAACGAGCGCCGACGAGGAGCCGUCCACGGACACCGCGUGACGCGUUGGCUGUGGCCCGACGCGAGGGGCAUCAGCCCUUUCGUUGUUCUUCUUUCGAUUCUGUCUGCUCGACUGAAGGAAUAUCAGUAAUAAAUGGCAUCGGUGUUGAAA